Phragmites australis (common reed) is the source of this 4376-nucleotide messenger RNA. RefSeq names its product disease resistance protein RGA2-like. The coding region runs from base 470 to 4246 and encodes 1258 amino acids. The record is from RefSeq and is a predicted model, not a curated record. Gene Ontology annotation, biological process: defense response to fungus. The transcript has 5 exons. Gene Ontology annotation, molecular function: ADP binding. NCBI's taxonomy places the organism in Eukaryota, Viridiplantae, Streptophyta, Magnoliopsida, Poales, Poaceae.
AGGUGGAGAGAGGCGAGAGAAAGGCCGGAGCUGAGCCUUCUUGCUGGAAAGAGGUGGAGCACGGCUACUCCUUACUUGCACAAAAAAUUUCCAACCAAGUUAAGCGAAAUUCCGUGGAUAUUAAUAUGCCGCCGGUACGCGUUUCUUAAGUUGAAAGUUGACCAAGACUUGGAGUCAGUCAAUCACCCGUGGCUACUUAUCUCUUCUGCCAGAUACGCGCAAAAAAUUUGCAUUGGAGGAAAGGAGGGCAGCAUUUGGAGAGGAGCAACAUAUCUGAGCUCCAGGUGCUCGAGGCCGACCACUCCUGAGUCGUAAAUUGUAAUAACUAAAGGACGCUGUUUAUUGUUGUGUGUUUGACGCUGUGGAACAAGAAGGCUGUAAGUGCCUGUCCGCAAAGAAGCACUUCAGCGACUCAAAGGGCUACAUCUAGUACACUAAUUUUCACAGGAAAUUUGGGCACUUACAGAAAAUGACCGGUACGAUGACCGGUAUGGAAGCUGCCGUAUUGUCUGCUGCAGUAUCUGGAAUAUUGAAGAUUGUGGGCAGCAAGUUAGCUCCACUACUAAUCAAAGAGUACAGCUCUAUAGUGGGUGUGAAGAAAGAUCUCCAGGAACUCCAUACUCAAGUUCUGGAUAUCAACAAUUGGUUGGAAAAAGCAGGAUAUUAUGUUACACGAAAUAAUCCAUCGUCUAGUUGGCUCGAAGAGUUGAAAGAUGUAGCUUACGCUGUUGAUGAUGUUGUCGAUGAGUUCCAGCUGAAGGCUGAGAAGAAUGAAGUGUAUGGUGAUGGUGGUAUUGUGUCCAAAUAUAUGUACACAAAACCAAAAUCAGUUAUAUUUCAAUGCAAGGCAGCCAGCAAGGUCAAGGAAAUCAAGAAGAGAUUUGCUGCAAUUGUGAAGCAAAGAUCUGACUUCAGUGCAAUAACAAAUAGUGUGCCAGUUGAACAUCCUGGUCGGCAUCAAAACAAGAAAACUGGGGAAUCAUUGCCAAUUGUUGAUGAGGCAUCAGUACUCGGAAGAGACCAAGAGAAGCACCAGAUAAUAUCUAAACUGAUAGAGACUAAUGACCCAAAGGAAAUCAAGACAUUUUCUAUCAUUGGACUUGGCGGUUCCGGGAAAACUACCUUGGCUAAAGUGGUUUUCGAUGAUGGUACCGUUAUAAAGAAGCAUUUUCAAGUUACACAAUGGGUUCAUGUGUCGCAAGAAUUUGAUGUUGAAGAGCUCAUCAAGAAGCUGUUUGAAGCUAUUAGUGGUGAAAAGUCCGAACGAUAUCCCUUGCAGCAAAUGAGCAAAACAAUAUUAGGCAAGUUGACCGGAAAGAGGUUUCUGCUUGUAUUGGAUGACGUUUGGACCGAGGACCGAAUUAAAUGGGAAGAAUUCAAGGUACAUCUAAAGAAGGGCGCACCUGGAAGCGCAAUUUUACUCACUACCCGCAAUAGAAAAGUUGCAGAAACAGUGGGAUCCACAGACCCAUUUGACUUGCCAUCCUUAUCUGAGGAUGAUAGCUGGAAACUGUUCCAACAAAGAAUGCCUGCAAAAGGUUUAGAGGUUGGAUUUAAAGAGGUUGCAAAAGACAUCAUGAGAAAAUGCGGUGGGCUACCACUAGCAAUUAUAGUUCUUGCAAGUGUCCUCCAUGGGAAGAAACGGAUAGAACAGUGGGAGACCGUGAGAGACAACAAUUUAUUAGAUGUUGAGGGUGAAGAGCAUAGAGUAUCCGCGUGCUUGAUGUUGAGUUAUCUCAAUUUGCCAUCUCAUCUGAAGCAGUGCUUCACAAUAUGUUCAGUGUUUCUUAAAGGUUGCUGGAUUGAUAAAGAACAACUGAUUGACCAAUGGAUUGCUCAUGAUAUGAUCACUCCAGUGGAUGAUGUUGUUAAUUACUUUGAAGGUUAUGAGUGCUUUAAUUAUCUUGUGCAAAUGGCUUUUCUACAAGAUGUGCAGGAAUUGCAUGGGAGAGUGAUAUGCACGAUGCAUGAUGUGGUUCAUGAAUUUGCCCGAUCCAUCUUGGGUGGUGAGAUUUCAAAGGAGCCAGCCAGUUCUACAAAGAACUGUAGAUACUUCUCUUUAACUGAAUGGCCAAGACAUCAUCUACCUAAAAAUUAUUUUGAAAAAGCACGUGCUAUAUAUGUUAAUCAGGGUGAUAACAUAACAUUUGGCAAGGCAUUGAAGAAUGCAAGACACUUGCGUAGUAUCAUUGUGAAGAAUAUGUCUACAGAAGCAGUACCCAAUGCCAUGUUUCAGCUAAAAAAUUUGAAAUAUCUUGAGAUAUCAGGACUACGAUGCUUUGCACUUCCAGAGGCUAUUUCAAAUGUUUGGAGCUUACAAGCGCUUCAUAUACCAGACAGUGAUAUUGUCAGGUUGCCUGAAUCCAUUGGUAGGCUGCAGAAGUUAAGGACACUAAACUUGUCAGCUUGUAGAAGCCUAGAGAGUUUACCAGAUUCUAUUGGUGAUUGCCACAUGAUUUCAACCAUUGAUCUUCAGCAUUGCUAUAGCCUUCCAGUGUUGCCAAACUCUAUCGGCGGAAAUAAAAAGCUAAGAGUGUUGAGACUAGGUUGCACCAAAAUUGAGUGGCUACCAUCAAGUAUCGCAACACUAGAAAAUCUACAUUGUUUAGACCUUUGGAUGUGUCGCAAUCUGGUAGAGUUGCCUGAAUGCAUUGGGGACUUGAAGAAGCUUGAAGUUUUGGACCUAGAAGGAUGUAAAUUUUUGAGAGCCAUGCCGGUAGGCAUUGGACAGCUCACUCGACUACAAACUAUGAGUUUGUUUGUUGUGGGCGAGGGUGAAAAAUCUGCACGAAUCUCAGAACUUGGAAAUGCAGCUAGAAUUAGUGAGAACCUAACGAUCAGAGGUAUUCAAAAUGUGAUAGAUCCAGAUGAUGCACACCAGGCAUGCUUGAAACAAAAGACAAACUUACAGCGCUUGGACCUGCAGUGGGAUAGGGAAGUCACCGUGCACAAUGAUGAAAAAGGGAGAAAAGUUCAUAGAUGGCCUAUUAAAAUUGACUUGGACAAUGUGAAUACUGAAUUGGAGCAAGCUGUACUUGAUGGUCUGGAACCUCCAUCAGGGAUUCAAGUUCUAAAAAUUAUGCGGUAUUCAGGCAGGCAAUACGCACGAUGGAUGUUGAAGCAAGCUGGUGGUGGAGCACAGGGGGCUCCUCAAUUCACAUGCUUGAAGGUGAUGGAGCUAUCGUUUUUAAGAAACAUAAAACAUCUGGAGGGCCUUGUGGAGUUGCCUUGUUUGGAGGAGCUUGAGCUGUAUCGUAUGUUCUCUCUUGAGAGCAUAAGCGGAGGCCCAUUUCCUUUGCUGGUGAAGUUAACAAUGAAUGGACUGGAUUGCCUAAGAGAGGUGUGGAUUGUAACAGAGAGGACCUUGGCUGGUGGAGAGGAGGGAGGAGGCUGCGGCAACCACUUGGGACAAUUGCAAAUUGGUAGUUGUCUAUCACAUUUAACCAUACGGGAUUGCCCUGAAUUGAUAGUGAAGCCGUACUUGCCGUCUUCACUGGAGUAUUUGGAGUUGUAUGGUAGCAAAGAACAGCGGUCAUCAUUAGGCCAAGGGUCCUCUUGGUCCUCCAGUUCUCAACCCUCUUUUAGUUUUAGCCACCUGAAGGAGCUUCACUUAGGAUGUGGGUGGGAGUGGGAGCUGCUGCAAUACAUAGCAACACUUGAGUCCUUGACGAUUGAGGACUGCGGCAAUGGCCUAAGAAAGCUCUUGAAGAUUGAGGACUGCGACAGUGGCCUAACAGAGCUACCAGAGAGCAUGCAGAGGCUCACGUCCCUUCGAUCUCUGAAGAUUUGGCGAUGCUCUAAACUUUGCAUGCUGCCCGAGUGGUUAGGGGAACUCCGGUCUCUGCAAAAGAUGGAUAUCUUUGACUGCAAUAGCAUGAGCAGCCUUCCCCAAUCACUGAGUCAUCUCACCUCCCUCCAGAGGCUCCGAUUAAGAUACUGUGAUGCACUUCACCAGCUGCCCGAAUGGCUGGGUGAGCUCCGCUCUCUACGGGAAUUCAUGAUUGUCGGUUUGCCGGGCCUGAGCUGCCUUCCCCAAUCCAUGUGCCGCCUCACCUCCCUUGAAUGGCUUCACAUAGAGGGGCGCACUAGCAUCAAAUCCUUGCCGGAAUGGAUAAAAGGCCUCGCCGCUCUGCGGAUAUUGUCCAUCCGUGACUGCCCUGAUCUGGGGAGGCGCUACCAGAGAGGAAAGGGGGAGGACUGGCACCUCGUCUCCCACGUCCGUCGUGUGAAUAUUUGGGAUGAUUAGUGAACUUCAAUCAGGCCCCCGUUCGCUUGAAGUUUUGGCCAUACAAUUUUACGGGUAUCCAAAUUCCAAUUGGACCGAUUGAUGCUGAGAAUUUUGAUCGUAAAGGGACGUGCUGCCAACGCCAUUGUUG